Molecule: messenger RNA, 5390 nt
Organism: Ceratitis capitata (Mediterranean fruit fly)
Lineage: Eukaryota; Metazoa; Arthropoda; Insecta; Diptera; Tephritidae
Gene: Nrx-IV
Product: neurexin-4
Exons: 14
Coding region: 1-3831 (1276 amino acids)
Source: RefSeq, a predicted model, not a curated record
AUGAAUGCUGCUGCUGGCUUGAAGACAGCGCUGCUGUGUUGUGGAAUUUUUUUCAUCACCUCCAACAUACGGAAUGUGUCUGCAGAUUCCUAUAGUGACUACUUCUCUGAUUACGAUUGUAAUCAGCCCCUUAUGGAACAUGCCGUACUUACAGCCACUUCAUCUUUAAACGAUCGUGGACCAGAGAAAGCGCGACUUAAUGCCGGCACUUCGUGGUCUGCUAAGAAUUCCGAUUUCGAUCAACGUCUUAUCAUUGACUUGGGCUAUGUGAGAAAUGUCACGCACAUCGCCCUACAAGGACGACCGCACAGCGAUGAGUUUGUCACUGAGUAUUCCAUAAGUUAUGGCAUUUCUGAUUUGGAGUUUGCCGAUUAUAAAGAACCCGGCGGCAAUGUUAAGAUGUUCAAAGGCAACUCUGACGGCAAUUCCAUACACUACAAUGUCUUCGAGGUGCCCAUAAUUGCUCAAUGGGUGCGCAUAAAUCCAACACGUUGGCACGAUCGUAUAUCGAUGCGUGUGGAACUCUACGGCUGCGACUACGUUGCCGAGAAUUUGUACUUCAACGGCACCGGCCUAGUUAGCUACGAUCUGCAGUACGAACCAGUUGCCUCCACACGUGAAUCAAUACGUUUCCGUUUCAAAACCGCUUUCGCCAACGGUCUGCUGAUGUAUUCCCGCGGCACACAGGGCGAUUAUUUCGCUUUACAGUUGAAGGAUAAUAAAAUGAUAUUGAAUUUGGAUUUGGGCAGUAGCUUAAUGACAUCACUGUCUGUGGGCAGUUUAUUGGACGAUAACGUGUGGCAUGAUGUGGUGAUAUCUCGCAAUCGACGUGACAUUAUAUUCUCAGUGGAUCGUGUUAUAGUGCGCGGACGCAUUAAGGGCGAAUUUACGCGGCUGAAUUUAAACAGAGCGCUCUACUUGGGUGCCGUACCGAACAUACAAGAGGGUAUUAUAGUGACACAGAAUUUCACCGGCUGCAUGGAGAAUUUAUUUAUCAAUUCUACAAAUUUCGUGCGUGCUAUGAAGGAUAGCUUUGAGUAUGGCGACGCAUACCGUUAUACCAAAUAUCAAACCGUUUAUGCAUGCCCAUCGCCACCCAUUUAUCCAGUGACAUUCACCACACGUGGCUCAUAUGUGAAAAUCAAAGGCUAUGAAGCACAAAACACCAUGAACGUUUCAUUCUAUUUUCGUACCUACGAGGAUAGAGGCGUAAUGCUGCAUCACGAUUUCGCUUCAGGCGGUUAUGUGCGUGUAUUCUUGGAAUAUGGCAAGGUGAAAAUCGACAUGAAAAUUGGCGAUAAACCACGCAUUAUACUAGAUAACUACGAUGAGCAGUUUAACGAUGGUAAAUGGCAUUCGUUUGUGCUGGCUAUUGCGCGCAAUCGCUUAGUGCUCGACAUCGAUCAACGUCCCAUGACCACAACGAAAAAUAUACAAAUCUCAACGGGUAAAGUUUACUACAUUGCUGGCGGUGUGGAUAAGAACGGUUUUGUGGGUUGUAUGCGUUUGAUUUUGGUUGAUGGCAAUUAUAAAUUACCAAAAGAUUGGGUGCCAGGUGAGGAGGUGUGCUGUGGCGAUGAGGUGGUUGUGGAUGCCUGCCAGAUGAUUGAUCGCUGUAAUCCAAAUCCAUGCCAGCAUAGCGGCAUGUGCCAUCAAAAUUCAAUGGAAUUCUUCUGUGAUUGUGCCAAUACGGGUUAUGCAGGCGCUGUGUGCCACACAUCUAACAACCCACUAUCCUGCCAAGCUUACAAGAAUGUUGGCCACGUGAACCAGCGCGUGAAUUUGAAAAUUGAUGUUGAUGGCAGUGGGCCAUUGGAACCGUUCCCAGUUACAUGCGAGUUUUAUUCUGAUGGUCGCGUUAUUACAACACUCAGUCACAGCCAAGAGCACACCACAACUGUGGAUGGUUUCCAGGAACCCGGCUCUUUCGAACAGAAUAUCAUGUAUGAUGCCAAUAUGUUACAAAUUGAGGCGCUACUGAAUCGUUCACACACCUGUUGGCAGCGUUUGAGUUAUUCCUGUCGCUCAUCGCGUCUAUUCAAUUCACCUUCUGAAGCGGGUAAUUUCCGUCCGUUCUCUUGGUGGGUGUCACGCCAUAACCAACCCAUGGACUAUUGGGCUGGCGCACUACCCGGCUCACGCAAAUGCGAAUGCGGCAUUUUGGGCAAAUGUCAUGAUCCAACUAAAUGGUGUAAUUGUGAUUCGAAUAAUCUUGAAUGGACUGAAGAUGGUGGUGAUAUACGCGAGAAAGAACAUUUACCUGUGCGUGCUGUAAAAUUUGGCGAUACUGGCACGCCACUCGAUGAGAAGCAGGGCCGUUACACAUUGGGGCCGUUGCGUUGUGAGGGCGAUGAUUUGUUUACCAAUGUUGUAACAUUCCGCAUAGCGGAUGCCACAAUUAAUUUACCACCAUUCGAUAUGGGUCAUUCUGGCGAUAUUUAUUUGGAAUUUAAAACAACACAAGAAAAUGCUGUGCUUUUCCAUGCCACCGGUCCAACUGAUUACAUUAAGCUUAGCAUAAAUGGCGGUAAUAAGCUGCAAUUUCAAUAUCAAGCAGGUAGUGGACCGCUUGGCGUGAAUGUGGGCACUAGUUAUCACUUGAAUGAUAAUAAGUGGCAUACAGUGAGUGUGGAACGCAAUCGCAAAGAAGCGCGUCUCGUGGUUGAUGGUUCAAUCAAGGCGGAGGUCCGUGAGCCGCCAGGUCCUGUGCGCGCGCUGCAUCUUACCUCAGAUCUAGUAAUUGGUGCUACCACAGAAUAUCGCGAUGGUUAUGUUGGUUGCAUACGUGCUUUGCUGCUCAACGGCAAAAUGGUCGAUCUUAAACAAUAUGCUAUGCGUGGUCUAUAUGGCGUCAGUGCUGAUUGUGUUGGUCGCUGCGAGUCCAACCCAUGUCUGAAUAACGGCACAUGUAUAGAACGUUAUGAUGGCUACUCGUGCGACUGCCGUUGGAGCGCAUUCAAAGGACCCAUCUGUGCUGAUGAAAUUGGCGUCAACUUGCGCACCAGCUCUAUUAUCCGAUAUGAAUUUGAGGGCUCUUUCCGUUCAACAAUUGCUGAAAAUAUACGCGUUGGUUUCACCACAACAAUACCAAAAGGUUUUCUACUUGGAUUCUCUUCAAAUUUGACCGGGGAAUAUUUGACGAUACAAAUAUCGAACUCAGGUUUUUUGCGUUGUGUCUUUGAUUUUGGUUUUGAACGUCAGGAAAUUAUAUUCCCCAAGAAACAUUUUGGACUUGGUCAAUAUCAUGAUGUGCGGUUUUCACGUAAAAAUGGUGGCUCAACGGUUGUGCUGACAGUGGACAAUUAUGAGCCAGUCGAGUAUAAUUUCGAUAUCAAGGCUAGUGCGGAUGCGCAAUUCAACAAUAUACAAUAUAUGUAUAUAGGUAAAAAUGAAUCGAUGACCGACGGUUUUGUAGGUUGUGUGUCACGUGUGCAAUUCGAUGAUAUUUAUCCGCUCAAAUUGAUGUUCCAACAGAAUCCACCGGCUAAUGUGAAAUCUCUAGGCACACUAUUGACGGAAGACUUCUGCGGUGUGGAACCGGUUACUCAUCCACCCAUCGAGAUUGAAACGCGUCCACCGCCACUCGUUGACGAAGAUAAACUGCGCAAGGCAUAUGGCGGCUUUUCUGUUGUGCUUGGCAUUAUUUUAGUUCUACUAGUGCUGCUACUACUGCUCAUGUUCUUCUUAAUUGGUCGCUAUGUACACCGACACAAAGGCGAUUAUCUAACGCAUGAAGAUGAAGGUGCCGCAAAUGCUGAUGACCCUGACGAAGCCGUUUUACACUCGAGGACAGGUCAUCAAGUGACGAAACGGAAAGAAUGGUUCAUAUAGUUUGGUAUGCAGCAUAUAGGCAAUUGGACCACGUAGUCGUCAACGGGAGCUACGGCUCUUAACAGCCUGCUGCAACCAUAACAACAGCAAUACAAAAUAACGCACCUAUGCGUAUGCACCCACACACACACACACACACACGUAUGUAGAUGAAUAAGAAGGAAUCGUUCAAAACCGAGCAGCGUACAUAUACUGUUUUACACAUAAUAAUUAAGUAAUUAUAUUAAGCAUGACAUGACAAGCGGCGACGCAGAGAAAGACGUUAAGCCAUAGAUAAGUAAAUGAAAUAAAUUGAAAUGAAACUAAGAAGAAGCAUUAAGUUAAAAGGGUUAAAAAGCAAAUUAGAAACGAAACGAAUAUUAAAAUAUGAAUACUACGGAACUUUGAAAUGUUUACAAAAUUAAAAGCAACAACAAAUCAACUGAAGGUGAUGAAAAGAAAAUCAUUGCAUAACUAAUUUAAGGCGAACAAGAAUUUGUAGAAUUUUCACAUUGCGCAUUGGUGUGACAACACUGCCAAUUUCGAAAUCGAAGCAAAGACCGGUUGGAAGCGAAAAACCCCUCAACAGGAAAUGGUCUUAGGCGAAAAACUGGCGGUGUUCCUAAAGAGUCAAGUGUUCUUAUCUACACAAACGAAAUAAAUGAAAAACAAAAACCGAAUGUAAGAAUGUAAAUUGUCAGUAAAAUAGAGAUCCAUUUUCUUUUUUGCCAACUGGUUAUUUACAAUCUAAUUCUUUUUUUUUUUUUGCAACAAUCUCUGUGCUAAUUUUAUGUGUAUUUGUAUUCGCUUGCUUGGUUAAAGUUUGUCAUUUAAUAGUUUCUUUCUGCAUUUUUUUGAUUUUAUGUUCUACAAACUCGUAAAUAUUAGUAUUUGGAAAAAGUUUGAAAGGGGGAAAAUAAGCAUCUCACGAAAGCAAAUUUAUACCGUCCAUUUUUUCUUUAAUUUAAGUUUUUAUAAUAUGUAUUUUAAUUUAAGUUGCAUCGCUAAAACUUAUCUCUAGGCAAUAAACAAAAAAGUAAAAUUUUAUUUUUUUAUAUUUUCUUCAGCUAUUUUAUAUUAUUUUAGUGCGCGUCUUUUUGUAUAUAUAUAUAUAAAUAUGUAUAUUUAUAUAUAUGUAUAUUUAUAUAUAUAUAUAUGCUUUUGUGCUUUAAGUAAGAAAUAUAAUUUCACAAAUGUCUUCUAUAAGUAAAAAAAAAAUAAAAUAUAUUCGAAAAUUUGUGCUUCAGCCACAUUUUACACGCAUUCGCAGUGUGUUUAGGAAAAUUCGGCAAAUACACCGUCAUUUACAACGGCAAUCAAUUCAAAAACCAAAUAACCCUUCACUGUGCAUUUGAGUUGCUUUGUUGUAGUACCAGUACAUUCCAUUAAAACAUAUAUUUCACAUCGACGAUAGUUAUAAGUAUGUAUGCAUACUUAAAAAAAAAAAAAAUAAAUAAAUAAAAACAAAAAAAAAAAUAAAAAUCAAAUAAUUAUUGUAAUAAAACAAAAAACAAAAGAAACGUAAAUUUAAUAUUAUAUAUUAUAUUUAUUUCCAGCUGUUAUGUAAAAGCGUUUAUAAA